GAUGAUAAUCAGCACAUUUUACCCCACAUGCAAAGGAGACAAUAUUCACAUUUUCUGUUGAUAUGGUAGCUAAAGGCAUUUUCACAAUGUUUACACCUAAUGUUACAGUUGGAUCGACCCAUAGAAAUAUAAUUACUGUGGUACCAGUAGCACAUAUUCUUUUGUUAUGCUUCAGUGUCAAUCAAGUAAGUCUGACCUAAAAUAGGCCUUACAUGUGUUAGUACCUAUUUUACCCUUACAUUUGGCUUUAGUAGAUUAGCCUUCUCUAUAGUAUACUUUAACAAAUAAGGCUUAAAUGUGUAGUCAUGAUUUUGCCACGGUCAACAAAACAAGCUAUUGAUUAUUUUAAAAUAUGAAUACUGUCUCCCUGCCCAAGUCUAUUGUGAUGGUUUCUGAUUUUGUGAAUCAGCAUCUUGACUUUGCAUGCCUUUUAACACCAGUAAUACUUUACGUUUAUUUUCUUACCACAAUUUAUUUGUAAGAUUUAUUUCAAGAUUUCAUUUCUAUUAUACAUUUAGUUAAUGAUUUCACCAGUAUGAGUAUUUUUCCCCUCAUAAAAUUCAAACCAUUCAAAUACAAACAUCUCCAUUCAGCUGGCACAAAAAAAUAUAUAGGACAUUUAACAUGAGGCUAAACUAGUAGAAUUUUUUUUGCUUCAGUUUUACUUGGGAGUCCAUAUUACUAAGCAGUGUGACUCCCUGUUUGCUUCAGGGCGAGAUGUGUGACAGAGGUGGCAUCGAACUCUUACAGUCCAAGAAGGAAAAUGGGUGAAGAUCACUGGACUGACAUCAACCACAGGAUCUCUUUUAGCGGCUGUGGGCCAAGCAUGGUCUCAGUGGGCUUAGGAACAGAUAGUGGAUGAGAUAAAGUCCUCUAGUGCUAAUGGACACGAAGAGCGCAGUAGUAAGAAGAAAAAGAGGAGCCACAUUAUGAGUAGUCGGAGCCCGAGCUCUGACAAGUGCAAGAGCAAAGUUGGGAAGAAGAGCCAGGAUCGGAAAAGGAGCAAGAGUCCGGAGAAGAAACGGAGCCGCAGUAAAGAGCGCCGGCGCAGUGCUUCCCGUAGCAGGGAACAUGCUGGACGCUACAGAGGACGCCGGAGCCCCUUUCGGAAACACUCAAGAAGUCGUAGCCCCUUCAAGAAAGACAAGAGUCCAGUAAGGAAACCAAUUGACAACCUGACCCCAGAGGAGAGGGAUACCCGCACUGUUUUUUGUAUGCAGCUGGCAGCCAGAAUCAAACCACGAGACCUGGAGGACUUCUUCUCAGCCGUGGGGAAAGUGAGAGACGUGAGGAUGAUCUCUGACAGAAACUCCAGGAAGUCAAAGGGCAUUGCCUACAUUGAGUUUCUGGAAGUGAAUUCAGUCCCGCUGGCUAUUGGCUUAACUGGUCAGAGACUUCUAGGAGUUCCCAUCAUCGUACAGGCCCCUCAGGCUGAGAAGAACAGAGCUGCAGCAAUGGCCCACAACCUUCAGAAGGGUAAUGCUGGCCCUAUGCGGCUGUAUGUGGGCUCUCUGCACUUCAACAUCACAGAGGAGAUGCUGCGAGGUGUCUUCGAGCCUUUCGGAAGGAUUGAGAGCAUACAACUGAUGAAUGACAGUGAAACUGGACGAUCCAAAGGAUAUGGUUUCAUCUCAUUUGCAGAUGCAGAGUGCGCUAAGAAGGCCAUGGAGCAGCUGAAUGGCUUUGAGCUGGCCGGACGGCCCAUGAAGGUUGGUCACGUGACGGAACGCACCGACCCCUCCAACGCCAGCUCCUUCCUGGACAACGACGAGCUGGAGAGGACAGGCAUUGACCUGGGCACCACCGGGCGCCUGCAGCUCAUGGCCCGGCUGGCAGAGGGUACUGGUCUUCAGAUCCCCCCGGCUGCACAGCAGGCUCUACAGAUGAGUGGAUCCAUCCACUCGACUCAAAUCCACUUCGUCAACAUGGCAGCUGGUACAGCUCCUGCCACCCAUUCACUGAACCUGGCUCCAAGCAGGAACCAAGCCAUGAACCUCUCAACGCAGCCACUGGCUACUCUCUGCCUACAGCUGUCCAACAUGUUCAACCCACAGUUGGAAAAUGAACCCGGCUGGGAUGUUGAGAUUCAAGAUGACGUCAUUGAGGAGUGCAACAAACACGGUGGAAUUGUCCACAUAUACCUCGACAAGGACUCCCCUCAGGGCAAAGUGUACAUAAAAUGCCCCACAAUCCCAACAGCAAUGGCUGCAGUGAAUGCGCUACAUGGGCGGUGGUUUGCAGGUAAAAUGAUCACUGCAGCGUACGUACCUUUCCCGACCUACCAUAACCUUUUCCCUGAUUCGUUAACGGCAGCCCAGUUAUUGAUGCCUGUGCGGCAAUGAUUCUACCAUGCAUGGAGUAGAUGUCACAAUGCCCGUUGGCUUCAAUAAUGUACAUCAUUUUUGCCAAUAUGUUGGGAUCUUAUUGAACGCAGUAGCAAAUUACUGUACCAGUUCCACCCUAUCUUCAUCACGCAAUGUUUUCUUGUUCAGUCUGACAGCUAUUAGAGGCUAAGCUUGAGUUCCUCUGUAGCCACACAUUUCUGUAGCUGCACUUGAGCAAAUUACGUUGUUUCAACCUGCAUUGUGAAAAUACUACCUUUUGGGGUUUUGGUGGGGGAGGGGAACGUAGGGUACGGAGUUGUUUUACAGUGGGAAGUCUGCGUAUAUUUCUGUUGAAACUGACCCCAGAAGAACGACCCCUUUUUGGACAGCCCAACCAAAUUAACCUGUGACUCGAAUUGCAGUUUGCCCUAUGCUGUCAUCCCAUUAGGGCAUUUAUAUUGUACAUUUAGUCAUUCAGUUGUGCUUUAGAAAUGUUCAUUUGCCAUGUACGUUUUUUUUGUCAGUUAAUGUGUUAAAUAAAAAAACGAUGCCUACAAA
This is a messenger RNA of Salvelinus sp. IW2-2015, 2882 nucleotides long. The record is from RefSeq and is a predicted model, not a curated record. Lineage: Eukaryota; Metazoa; Chordata; Actinopteri; Salmoniformes; Salmonidae.